Molecule: messenger RNA, 2771 nt
Organism: Artibeus jamaicensis (Jamaican fruit-eating bat)
Lineage: Eukaryota; Metazoa; Chordata; Mammalia; Chiroptera; Phyllostomidae
Gene: SYPL2
Product: synaptophysin like 2
Exons: 6
Coding region: 254-1054 (266 amino acids)
Cellular component (GO): synaptic vesicle; synaptic vesicle membrane
Source: RefSeq, a predicted model, not a curated record
UCGCUGGCGAGUUUGACAGAAGUUUGAAUCGGACUCGGGGGCUUUCUGCAGCCGCAGGGCGGGCGCGGCGGCCGCGACCUGGGCGAGUGCAAGCAGCCGCGGCCCCGAGACCCACCGGCCGGGCCUGGACAGCGCUCCGCCGCCGCUCGCGCCCCCGGCCGCCGGUCAGCAGCCCCCAGCCCGCCCGCGGCCCCCGCAGCCUCCAGCCAGGGAGUCGAGCCCCGGCGCCGCGCCCCAGCCCCGCAGCGCCAGCAUGUCCUCGACGGAGAGCCCGAGCCGCCCGGCGGACAAGUCGCCGCGCCAGCAGGUGGAUCGCCUGCUCGUGGGGCUGCGCUGGCGGCGGCUGGAGGAGCCGCUGGGCUUCAUCAAAGUUCUCCAGUGGCUCUUUGCCAUUUUCGCCUUUGGGUGCUGCGGCUCCUACAGCGGGGAGACAGGAGCGAUGGUUCACUGCAACAACGAGGCCAAGGACGUGAGCGCCAUCAUCGUCCUGUUCGGCUAUCCCUUCAGGUUGAACCGGGCCCAGUACGAAAUGCCCCUCUGUGACGACGAUUCCACCUUCAAGACCAUGCACCUCAUGGGGGACUUCUCUGCCCCCGCCGAGUUCUUCGUGACACUGGGCAUCUUUUCCUUCUUCUACACCAUGGCCGCGCUGGUGUUCUACCUGCGCUUCCACGCCCUCUACACGGAGAACAAGCGCUUCCCGCUGGCGGACUUCUGCGUGACCGUCUCCUUCACCUUCUUCUGGCUGGUAGCUGCAGCCGCCUGGGGCAAGGGCCUGACCGACGUCAAGGGCGCCACGCGGCCGUCCAGCCUGACCGCCGCCAUGCCCGUGUGCCACGGCGAGGAAGCGGUGUGCAGCGCCGGGGCCACGCCCUCCAUGGGGCUGGUCAACCUCUCCGUGCUCUUCGGCUUUAUCAACUUCUUCCUGUGGGCCGGGAACUGUUGGUUUGUGUUCAAGGAGACCCCGUGGCACGGGCAGGCCCAGGCCCAGGCCCAGGGCCAGGCCCCCAGCCAGGAGAGCGCGGCUGAGCAGGGAGCCGUGGAGAAGCAGUAAGCAGCCUUGGCCUAGCUGCUCCGGAACAGGACAGCACCUCUUAAACACCUUCGGCUUCCAGGACCGCCCCCUUCUUCCUGCUCCCCCUCCCCUCCCCCACCAUUCUGGCCUUGGAGCUUUGAGAAGUCCUUGUCGACGAUGGAUGGAUGGGCAGGCAGCAGCUGUCGGAAACCUGGGCAGCCCUCCCAGUGGCUUCCUGUCCCUCCUCUUGCUGGAGCCCCGGAUGGGAUGGCAGGAACUCAGGGCUUCUUGCCUACUGCCUGGACCCAGGCAUCUUACUUGGGGCCGCAGGGUGCCUCCCAGCCCCUGCUGCGCGCAAGGGUUGGAGGCAGGAGACCAGAGCCCUGAGACUGGUUCCUAGCAGCCACUUCUAUCAGCCUGUCAAUAAAAGUGGGGGGAGGGGAAACUGGUUGGCAGCCGUCUCCCUGGUCCCUUGCGUGAAGGGCCCACCAGUGGGUUAGUGAGCCCUUUUCGAUGGGUGCCACCUAGGCCCCGUGCUGGCACUGAUCUCCAGAGAGUCCUGGCUCAGUGUGCUUCCCACUCCUUCCUCUGGCCUCUGCUUGCCCACAGAGUCCACCAUGCGUGAACUGGGGAGGCUCACUAGCCUGGGGAACAGCCUUCAGAGGGUCCCGAGGAAGCCUUAAACUCCGUGGGGAGCAGAUACAUUGCAACUGCAUUGAAAUUCAAGAAACUAAAGUCAGGAAGCUUGCUGGGGGGGGGUCAGUUUCUUCUGCUCCCUCAGUCCUCCUGCCCCUCCAGGCUGGGGCAUUUUCCACCAGCACUCAAAACUCAUGCCUGCCCUAAACUCCUUACCUUCCUCCCUGGCCUCCUUCCUAGGCUUGGUCUCGAAGGGGUCUUACAGCAUCCCCAUCCCAGACCUCCCCCAACCUCUCUGUCCAUCUCCAUCCACCCUUUCCCCCAGCCCCUUGGGUCUGAGGCAUUCGAGAUCCUUCUCCAAGUCUAGCUGGGCCUUCCUUUCAUUCCUGGGGGCCAGAAAGGGCCUUUGGAAGGGUCCAAAGGACCAUCAUAAGGCUAAGUUGCCCCAGAACCCUAGGACAUGGAUGGAUGGGCCCCUUCCUUCCUCAUUCUCUGCCGGCCCCCCACAGCUCCUUCUCUGGUCCCCCUUUCACACUUCCCCUUCUCACCUUUACUAAAGGAUAUGCCUCUCCCUUUGCCUGCCAUUCCCCACUGCGGCCUCAUCUCUCCCAGGCUCUCUCCCCUAUCCUGUCCGGGGAGGGCCGGCGCUAUUGGUGCUUCUUCACAUCGGGACCCGGUUCCGUGUGUCUUUGUUGUGUCUCCUCUUUCUGGUCCCUCCUUCAGUCCCUCUCUGGACCCCAGGGUCUAGGACUCAGUGCUGACUACCCAGCCCCAACCCAGCCCCCCCUGGCCAUAGGGCUGCCCAGAGACGGAUGGAGAAGAUUGAAUCUGGCCAUCUUCCAGCAGGGUGUCAACUAAGUGCCCUGUGCCAACCUCUCCUCAGGACUGAGUCAACCCCUCCCACCUCCUCACCUCCCAAGAUGUCAUUCACAGGAACGUGUGCAUACCAGGGCAUCCAGGGGUCAGGACCUUGGCCUUUGGGCCAAUCAUUUCUUCUUCGGGUCAGAGUUCCCCCACCUGACAGGGCGAGUGAGAGGUUUAUAUCCUCAUAUGCUCCAGAGCCCUACGAUUCAAGAAUUAGAUGUUUUUCUUCCUCCUCCUCCUCCUCCUCCUCCUUCUU